CCCUCCGCCCACACUGUCUUUGUUGUCGUUGGUGCUGUUUGAUAUGUGCUGUAGAUUUUGGUGGCGCUGUAACACGGAUGACAACCAUCUAGCCUGGUAGUCCGUCGCAGCGGCAACAGCAGUUUUUCAACGGAGGAGAGUGUAUCUGCGACGGCGAAGGGGAGCAAGGAUUCACGGCCUCAAUAAUGGCUACUGAAACCACAUCGUCCUGCACUGGCUCCAAUUUACUGCAGCCGAUAAGCGAGAUAAUCAAUCUUCCUCUAGACCAGGUGAACUUUGUUGUGUGUCAGCUGUUUGCCCUGUUGACAGCCUUCUGGUUUCGUCUGUAUCUCCACCCCAGUAAGACCAGUCCCUUCAUCAGACAUGUGGUGGCAACGCUACUGGGCUUCUACCUGGCUCUCUUCUGCUUCGGCUGGUACGCCUUACAUUUCCUUGUCCAGAGUGGCCUGACCUACAGUAUCAUGAUGUUCGCUGGGCUGGAGCACAUGCACAAGUUGUGCUUCAUUGUGGCUCUGGGCUACCUCAGUUUCUGCCAGGUCACCCGGGUUUACGUGUUUGACUAUGGCAUGUACUCUGCAGACUUCACCGGGCCAAUGAUGGUCAUCACUCAGAAGAUCACCAGCCUUGCAUUUGAGAUACAUGACGGUUUGGCGAGGAAGGAGGAGCAGCUGACCCCCAGUCAGAGAUGCCUAGCUGUAAGGAGGAUGCCCAAUCUGCUGGAGUACCUGAGCUACAACUGUAACUUCAUGGGCAUCCUGGCCGGGCCCACCUGCUCCUACAAUGACUACAUGGCCUUCAUCGAGGGCACGGCCUACCAGCCUCGCCACCUGGAGAGCAAUGGAAAAGAGAACGGGAAGUACAAGCACACAGAGCCCUCUCCCAAGAAUGACAUUAUCUCCAAACUUUGUACCUGUGCCAUCUCCCUGGCCAUCUUCCUGUCCGUGUCUAAGCUCUGUCCGGUGGAGCGCUCCAUCGACGACAAGUUCGUGGCCUCUACCCCCUUCAUCCUCCAGGUCCUCUACCUGUACCUCUCCAUGUUGGCCACCCGGCCCAAGUACUACUUCAUUUGGACCCUGUCUGACGCCAUCAACAACGCUGCAGGUUUUGGCUUCAACGGCUACAAUAAAGAUGGCACCCCAAGAUGGGACCUGAUAUCAAACUUGAGAAUACUGGACAUUGAGUUUGCCACCAGUUUCAAGAUGUUCCUCGACAACUGGAAUAUCCAGACAGCACUAUGGCUCAAAAGGGUGUGCUAUGAGCGCUGUCCCAUCAACCCCACAGCGGCCACCUUCCUACUGUCGGCCAUGUGGCACGGAGUGUACCCCGGGUACUACCUCACCUUCCUCACCGGCAUCAGUAUGACCAUGGCAGCACGGGCAUUAAGACACAACAUCAGACCCUACUUCCUGGGUUCAACGACACACAGGAGCAUCUACGAUGUCAUCACGUGGGCGGGGACUCAGAUCGCCAUCUGCUACACGGUGGUGCCAUUCGUUCUAUUGGCCGUUGGGCCAUCACUCAAGUUCUACAGGUCAUGGUACUACUGCAUACACAUAGCCUGCCUGGUGCUUGUGUUAGCCCUUCCAGUGAAGCCCCGGCACCUCCGCAUCAAGGAGGAGCAACAGCAGCAGAACAGCCUACAUGGGGGGUUGACUGAAGACCACAACAGCCACUCCAUCACAGACAACAACUGCAACCAGAAACACAAAGCCACAUGAGACCUAGGAGGAUGCCCCUCCCCCCCACACCUCAGCGCUCAAACAACCGGCACAGAGAGAACAGAACUCUGCUCGAACACUGAGACAAAGUGCGCCAAUUCUUUGAGACCACAAAGAACCAAAAAAAUUGACAAGAACACCGGCAUAACCGACAAUAACAAACACAAAUAACAACAACAACCAACAACAACAACAACCCGUCAACCCUGCCAGUAGCGAGGAAAGACCGCAAAUCAUGUUUUGGAGAAAUGAGAGGAAAUGUGAGGAAUGGAUAGAGAGAGUGGUAUCUGAGGGCCACCAAAUGGCUAGGAUCUAAUGAGCGAAAAUAAUGACAUUAGCGAUGAUGCUAACGGUGCAAUGCUAAUCGACAGAAUGGCGAAGACUCUGAAGUUGCCUUAAACCCUCUAUGUACUGCUAGCAGGUUAGCGGCCAGGCUAGGUGCAUAUUCUGCAGGGUGAGAAUGGUUGUGUUGAGGAGAGAUCUUGUGGUGUUGGGAAAUUAAGCAGUUGUAGUAGGACCUCCGCCAUGUAGAGGGCGCUAUACAGGCUAGUCAGACAUGUAUCUAGAGGGUUUUUGUCACUGUCCGAAAAGGAUGUAACCUCUACUAGAAAAAGAGGCAUGGUAGAAAAGUGAGAGAAAUAUAUGAAAGAAAUAUAACUUUUGUCUGAUGCCAACUCCAAGCAGGCCGCCUUAGGAUCUUCUAAGCAUUGUUUGAUUACUGUCACUUUUGUUUAAAAAAAAUCAUAUCUGCUGCUUUUUUGGAAUGAUACUCCUAUAGAAAUGUGGGUGCAUUACAAAAUAAGUUGUAUUCACGGUGACUGUUGAUUUAGAUUAAUUGUUUUUAAGGGCUUUUUUGACAUGGGUUUAAUUUCCUACUGUAAUUGAUUACAAACUGUAGGUUUCCUCUAGGUUCAGAUGUCUUGCCUGCCUCUGUAGCAUCCGUUGCAAUUUCAGUACUGUUAAAGUGGUUUGAAAUCUAUGACGAUGUUAGAUUUACUCUCUGAAAAGUUACUUAAAUAAAAAUCUCCCUCUAUUAGUUUUUGAAUCCAUAGCCUCUAAAUGAAAUGCAACCAACUGUAUUGUGACCAUACUGUAUGAGUAAUCAGAUAUAGGAUGUCAUGAUUAAUAUCACAAUAACUGAACCUUAACUGUAAAGUAAAUUAUGUUUCUAAAGCUACAGAGCUACACUGUAGUCCAAAUGAAGCUGACUUGGAUGUGUCUGAAUUACCUUUCAGUAACACUAAAGGUUGGGCAAUAUGUGUCUGACGUUUGGGAAACCUACUGUAUGUAAUAUUAUUUGGGAAUAAUGGAAAAAAAUUAACAUUUAUGUUUCAAGUUUUUAUUAAUCGUAUGUACAGGAUACACAUGGUAUACACCAUCCAACGAAAUGCUUACUUGCUUUAUGCUUAAUUCUUAUGCUCCAAUUAUGAAGCAUAACUCGUAUGCUCAAUUGUUUUGUGACCCCCUUAAUAAACAAAAUCAUAUUCCAAGCCAUAUCCCCGACAUAAGCCACAACCCAAGAGGUUCCAUCAUUACUGUAAUGUGGGAACCACUGGGGUAAGAGAUACAUCUGGUGGGUCCAACCAACUCUUCUAUGAGGGGGGUGUUUAUUGUGGUGCAGAGGACCGCCCAUGAGCAUAACCAGAACGCGUGUAGGCUAAGGUUCGACAGCGCACUGCUUCUGCAGAGGUAUGGUCAAGGGCGUACUGGGACGAGAAAUCGGCCAUGGCAUUUCUAACACUCCUCGAGGUCCCCACACCGGCCCAUUUCUUUCCUUGAAGUCCCCAUUGUUAGCCAGAUAAUUGUCAUUUUGUGCAACAACAAAAAAGUUACACAGGCCCACUGGGCUUAAAAUGGACCAGCUAAUCUGGCAGUCCACCCCUGGGUAUGGAACAUUCUAUUUCAUACAGUGCAGGCAGCCAUUUAACAUAUUUUUGACCAUACAGCAUUUAUUAGAUGGUAAGACUUGGAUUAGUACCGUAGUACAACCAAAAUGGCAGCCAAUUAACCAGUUUUGGGAGCUUUCUUUUGUGAUCAUGAGUAACAAUGCAGCAGAUUUGUGUUUUCCAAUGUAAUCUCCAUCUUGUUUUUCUAACAUGUGCAUACUCCUUCCAUAAAUUGUGUAUUUAUGUGAUUUUUCUAGAUGUUCACGUGGUCUAUGAGUGUAUUUGUAGCCAAGGCGUAAUGCCUGAUGACAGGAAAGGGAUGCUACCUUUACCAACUAGUUGAAAAUUGCACUGCAUGGCCACCCAAAUCUAGCCUGGUUAAACUAGACUGAACACUAUGCUCGCAAUUGUUUGUGCAACAUUGUGUGGUUUAUCCAGGCUACCCCAAACCAGCAGAUAAAUCCAAACUGCUCCAUAUGUCCAAAGUGCCAAGUCAUAAACGGCCCAUAUACCUUUGUGAAAAUAUCAUUGUUAUUUUUGUGUCUAGAAAGAACUUAACGGAAGAUUUGUAUAAGUCCUUUGAAAAAAAUACUGAUUUUAUGUCAAAUAAAAAAACUUUUUUUUAAUACUAAUGCAGAGAUUUAAAACCAGAGAGUCUUCUCUCUCCUUCUUUUGCACUUUUGAUAGGAAUGUGAGUGGAGUGGAGAGUGUGGAGUGCUACACAGGGAAGUUGCCAGGGAAAUGCAAGGGGGAGAAGGCAAAAGGGAUGGGGAUUCACAGCGUGGAUAGAAAUAUUUUAUCCUCAUGGGAUAAUUUGACAGGGAUGUGUUAGGGUGUAUCCCAAUAGUCCUACAUGGCUUCCAUUCCUUGUCUCCUUCCCUUCAUCCUCACUAGUCUGGAAGUAUAGGCCUGGUGAAAGCACUAUGGUAGAGCUCUACCAUUGAUACCAGCCAAAUCCAGUUAUUUUAAAUUGGUUUUGAUGGAGGAAAGAAGAUUAUGCCACUUUGGACUAUUUGAGAUACACCAUAAAAAGUGUCUGACUCUGACCCUCUAGGUCUCUGGAAAAAGAGCUUGGAAAAUGAGACGGGUUCAGGAGCACAACGUCACUGGCCUGCACCUAAUCAGAAGCACAGUGGAAAUGAAAAAGCUUGAAAUCUGGGUCUAAGAGAUCCCUCUCAUUUCCCAACCUAAAACAAAGAAGAAUCCUCUGCUUUAUUUGUGUGUGUGUAUGUGUGUGUGAGGGAGGUUCUGUAUAUUUGUCACAAUUGUCCCUUUAUUAAACUUGGAAGCAUUUGUUUUGAACAGUCAUGUCUAUGGUAAAAUGCAGAGUUUUGGAAAUGCAUGAAAGACGGCACACAUUUGUCUGAUCCCACCGUCUGCAACCAUCAGUGGACAGGACCACACGACUGCUAAUAAUACUUACGUGUCAGUAAACAUGGCUCUAUAGCAGUUCUGGAUCAUAUUUGGAAUAUUUCUCAAGUCCUCUCCCCGGCAUUAGCUAUCAUUAUUCAGUAGAUUGUAUAAUGCAAAUGACUCUUAUUCCAAGAAUCCAGACAUUGGGAUGUGUUGAUGAUAUCAAAUUGUAUCUGUCAUGCUUCAUAGACAACCGGUGUAGACUAACAGUGAAAUGCUUACUUACAGGUCCUUUUCCAACAAUGCGGAGUUAAAGAUUAGAUUUAAAAAAUAUAUAUAUAUAAUAAUAGAAAUAGUGACAAGGAAUAAAUAAAUACACAAUGAAUAACCAAUUGUAUUUUUUUACAAUGCCUUUCUGUGCAUCUUCACUUCAGCCAAGGAGGAGAUUUGUGAGUGACCUUUCUACCCUUUACUGUUUACACUGCUUGCUUUCCAGUUUGUGCAAGCAUUCUUAAAAGUUAGUUCAUUUGGAUUAACAUUUUAUUGGAGGAUCUUUCUAAUCUACUAUACACUGACCUGGUUUUGAGAAGGUUGAGGAAUAUUCAGUCUCCUAUUCUGCCGUUUGUUUAAAAAAAAUUGUUUUGCUUUAGUUCACUUCCAAUGCCACGUGUGAAAUUAAAAUAAAAGUCAUACCAAAUUUGCCUUUCCUGAAUUCACCUGGCUGUUGUUUAGGCUAUCUUUGUUUAAAUAAGAGUAUCAUUUUUAAUAAAUGGCUUUAUUUAUUUAUUAUUCACGAAACGUGGGGGUGGUGUCAAGUUGGUCACUUUUGUCAACACUGUGAAGCACUGACCACUUUUAUACUUUCUUGUAAUAAUGCUUUCUUUGUAACGGUCUGUGGCUGUUGGGACAUAGGCUGAUGUAGUUUUGUUUUGUCUAAAUGUUUCAGUUAUAUAUCUUGACUGUGUUGAUGUAUGUUUCUUGGCAGUAGCCUACUGAUUAAACCAGCUGAUUAUA
Molecule: messenger RNA, 5971 nt
Organism: Oncorhynchus keta (chum salmon)
Lineage: Eukaryota; Metazoa; Chordata; Actinopteri; Salmoniformes; Salmonidae
Product: lysophospholipid acyltransferase 2-like
Exons: 13
Coding region: 186-1718 (510 amino acids)
Biological process (GO): lipid modification
Cellular component (GO): membrane
Molecular function (GO): acyltransferase activity
Source: RefSeq, a predicted model, not a curated record